This is a messenger RNA of Emericellopsis atlantica, 1767 nucleotides long. RefSeq lists its product as uncharacterized. Lineage: Eukaryota; Fungi; Ascomycota; Sordariomycetes; Hypocreales; Bionectriaceae. The coding region runs from base 397 to 1578 and encodes 393 amino acids. The transcript is spliced from 3 exons. The record is from RefSeq and is a predicted model, not a curated record.
GGCUUGCUCGAAGCGACAAGAGCAGGACGUGGCCGUCGACUUGCCCUAACCCACGGCGCACUGCCACGAUGCCUGGAUAGAUCCUGCUUGCAGAGCGGAUGCUAUAUGUAUUAUAGACGUUGCAUGACGCACGUCUUGUCGGUAGAAGCACAAAUCGCUUUUCAGCCGUCGGCAGCCUCUUCGUGUGCAGUGACGAGGCGUUUUUCUCUCUUCAGAGCCGUGGCUGUUGCAUCAACAAGGCGCAGUCAGCCUGUUCACAUUGGUCCACGUGAUGCUGCAGACUUGCCUGCAGCCAACUCCCCAGCCGCCUGGGAUAACUACACCUUUUACUGGUCGCUACAAUCGUGCUUCAUUGUCUCGUGCCCAUCUCUGGCAAGAACCAAGAGCGCAUAGGCGAUGGCGCCCAAGGAACCGCCCAGCGCAGCGGCAAGUCCAGCAUCCGACUUGCGUGCUGAGAUCACCACGCUCAUAGAUGGCUUACUUUCAAUGCCCCUUACCUUGACCCGGGAACUCGAACUCCAGGUGGUCGCUGUUAUGAGGCUUCUUAAACGACUCAUGAAAGCUGACCUGCCCCCGAGCGCAGAGGCGCGAGCGCACAGUUUCAUCAGGAACGUUCGCGCGUACAAGGAGAUACUUGUGGAGAGAUGUACACUAUCGCGAGGUAGCGACCCGAAAAUGGACAGGAAUGCCAUGCUGGUGCAGACAUCUAUGAUUGCGAUGGGGGCUGAGAUGAGCUUGAUGGCCUUUGAGCUAGAUCACAAGCCCCGGCGGCUGGGGACCCCCAUGGUCAAAUCAUCGGCGGAGAGAAAGACGGUGGAAUUCCCUGAAUGCGUCUCAGCGACUGGGGGAGAACAGGUAUCUAGGUCGGGUUUCAGGGGCAGAAGAGCUCCCUUGUCCAAAGAGCAGAAGGAAAGGGCAUUUCAAGUGCGUCGUGCAGCAUGGCAUACGAUUCAACCUCCAGAGGCGCCACGAGACGCAAGUUGCCAGGCUGUCCCUGCGUCUGGACCAGUCCACACAAGUAUGGUGGCUGCGGAGGUAGAGUCGGGACAACGCCCCUUGCAACGGCGAGUCAAGGUAUGCUACAUGCUGCUCCUUGCUGGAGGGUUGUUCAUUCUAGGGAGCAUGGUUUGGGGCAUACACUGUUCACUCCACGGCGCUAUGGGCGACGGAUUUACAGGCGCAAGCUGGCUGGUCGCGGUCGGCACGCUCGUCCUCGGACCACCCAUGGCCAUCCACUACAGGAAAUGUCGAUGUUGGGUGCGAGGCUACGACGAGCCCCCGCAACAGGAGCGGCAGCAGCAGCAGCAGCGAGAGAGACCAGGAUACGCCGCACCACAAUUCUUGGAGAGGGAUCUCAUGCCUUUCCAACCAACCAUCUGCAGCAUGUCUGGGAGACAUUCACAGAUGGCCCAACCGAUCGGCCCAAUUGACUACUCAGUGCUGUUCUCAGAUUCUGACAAUGAUGAACUCGAGCAGACACCCGGAGCAGAAUGGAAAAGGCAGCGUGUGGAGCAGUGGGCGAUGGACGUGGCGAGCGGCUGGGACCUCACAUAUAUACAAAAAUCUCUAAGGGACUGAAUAAGAAUAUGCGAGAGAUCUUCUGUCAAGUCUCUCUAGUCUAGUCACCACAGGGUAGGUUGAUGACCAUGUGCGGCCCAGGUGCAGCUUACCCCAGACUAGCUCCACCUGAUCUAUGCCGCUGCUCUCGGCCCGCCGCACUCGUCGAAUAUGCCUCGGCUACGUAAGUACUUACCACCUCCAUACAUG